AUGUUAACACCAACGUCUACGAAUCACUUCACCCGUGCGAUGGAGAUAACGCACAUGUUUCAUCCUGGCAUCACUCAACAACAACGACGAGAGGCGGAAAGUUAUCUCAUGGCACUUCGCGCCACCGCUGAGGGCCUUAAUUUAUCAUUUCACAUCAUCAGUAAUGAACCACUUAGUGAUGUUCGUUGUUGUUGGGCAUUUAAUACCAUCAUGCAUCAUCUGCCAAGUCUCGCCAGUGGUAUUAGUGAUGAACAGGCGGGGGAGGUGUAUCGUACACUCUUCUCUUUUAUUUACCGCUUUUUCUUCUCCUGUACAGCAGAGCAGCGACAGCCGAUGGAGUUCCUCGCGAAUAAACAUGCCCAAAUGAUGGUGGCUGGUCUGCAGGUAUUUUUUCCAUCCCGUUGGCGAUCUUUCUUUGAUGAUGCCUUUGAACUCCUUGCCCGCAGCAGUACUCUUCCACAUGUGAGUGAUGCCGUUACGGUGUAUGUUCUUCGUCUCUUUGAGUAUAUUGAUGAGCGGGUGGUGUCGGUGCGAUCACGUGCAGAUCGUGGACGGGAACAGCGAGCACGAGAUAUGGAAUUAAAAGACGCUAUGCGUGAACAUGUAAUGCCCCGUGCAGUAUCUACAUGGUAUGUUAUUUUAUGUAAUUGUCGUUUACGGGCUCCAGAGAUUGUGCGUAUUUGUCUCUCUGUUGUACAAACCUAUAUUGAGUGGGUAGAUGUUACCUUAUUUAUCACAGCUGAUUGGAUCAAUUUACUCUACUUUCUUGUGACGACACCCGCUGUUCGGGAUGCCGCAUGUGAGUGUAUUUAUAGUCUUGUAGAGAAGAAACAGCAGCCAGCGGCGAAGAUGGAAUCGCUGCGAACAUUAAAUAUCAUUGAUUCACUUCCACGUAUUGUCAGUCUUCUUUUACAAGUACCACCAGAGACAGAAGAGGAUGUGAACUCUCUUGAGGUUACCGCAAGACUUGUACGGGCAGUAGCAGAACAAUUGUUAUCACUAUAUGAUCAUAUCUCCACUACAUUGGAGGAGAAGAAUAAAAAUACUGGUAAUACGAAUAAUCUUAAUCUUAAUUCACAGCAUCAAGAACAACAACAACAACAACAGCAGCAGGAUCAAUCUCAUUAUUACUCUUAUCAAGGUAAUAACACGGGUAAUGAUGAUGGGAAUAAUACUAAUACUUUUACUAAUCCUAAUUAUACUAUGAUUAACGGAAAAAAUAGUGCACUAGGAACACUUCCAUCAGAUGAUGGAAACUUCACUGUGGAAUCACUUUAUAUGGUGCGUACGGCAUUAGAUAAUGUUCUUGAACAACUGUUACUUCUUUUAAGUCUUAAUAACAAUGAGGUAAGCAACGCUCUUUUACCAUUUGUGCAUAUAUAUAUUAAAUCUACUGCAUUACGUGAGGAACAAGCUUUACAGUUACUUCCAAUACUGUAUAAUCACACAGUAAUACGUGGAGCUUCUUUAAGAGAAGAUCUUAUCUGGUGUGAUGAGGUGAUUGAUCAACGUAAACAAUUACAUACCCUUACACGUUUGCUUUUUCGCCGUUACGGCUCUCUAGUAAAACAACAUUUGCAAAUGGUAGUUAAACGCGCUGCUGGAAUUGGUGGGGAAAAUGGUGAAGGAGAAGAAGGGAGAAUAUUGUAUGGUAAUAAUGGUGUAUUAAAUGGAAAUGAAGCUACUGAAGGUCAACAAUACCAACAACAACAACAAGGGCAUUUUGAAGGGGUAUGCUCUAGUGAUAAAUGUGUGAGUGGUGGUAGUAAUAAUAGUGGUGGUGUUGGAAUGAUGAGUAGCAGUAAUAUUUCUGUUGGUGGUGGUGGUAAUUGUAAUAGUAAUAGUGGUAAUAGUAACACUCCAGAAGAGAUAGAGGCGGCGUUACGUUAUUUCUAUGAAUUAGGAGAAUAUAUUCGAAUGGAGAAUUUGCGGGAUGCAAAAAAUGAGUAUUCAGAACUUCUUUCUAUUGUUCUCUCUUCCGAGUAUAUUGCCCAGUGUCCAUCUCCUGUGGUACAUAUCAGUUAUUUUGAAGUCUUUGACCGCUACUACGCAUUCUUUGUGUAUCAUAAGGAAUAUAUUCCACUUUUACUGCAGCGAUUGUUAUUAUUACCGCAUGGAGUGACAAAUCGUCAUCCUCGUGUACGUGCACGUAUUUGUUAUCUCUUUGCGCAUCUCGUACAACUUCUUAAGGGUAAUUUACUCCCACACAAGCAUGAUAUUGUUAGUGCGCUGUAUACAAUAUUUUCCUCAGAUGUGCUUUUACCAAAUGAUCGUCGGGAACUAUAUGAGGCGACAGGUAAUUUAUUAAGUGUGAUGCAAAUAACAUCUCCAGCGGGAACUGCCAAUGAAGGGGAAAUGAUGAUUGUGCAGGUUACACAAUCCGUUGUACAGAACCUACGCGACGUGGCCUCUGCCGCUUCAUUAAAUCAAGUUAGUACUUCUACUUCUUCUAAUAGUGGUGUUGGUGGGGAUUCUGCUUAUGCGGAGUUGGUGGCGGAUGCCAUUUCGUUUUUGAGUGCGUUAGCGAAGGGCCUACGCGGUAAUGGUAUUGUGAACAAUGAUGCUACCCUUAAUAAUAAUAAUAAUAAUAAUAAUAGUAAUAGUAAUAGUAACACUAAUAGCCCUAACAAUAAUAAUAAUAAUACUAUUAAUAGUAUUAGUCCUGUAGAUGCGAUUGCGGCGGAUAUCUUUCACGGUGUCACUCGUGAGGUGGUGAAUGUACUUGUGAGUUGGCAUGCCUCUGUUUCUGUGCGGGAGCGGGCGGCGCAGUACUUUACACAAAUGGUCCACACACUUCCCUAUUCCUGUAUAGCCGUGUAUGCGGCGCCUUAUCUCACUCACACGUUGGGGUGUAUCUCAACACCAGGGGAGUUGGCGCGGCUGCUGCGAUUGCUGUUGUUGUUAGUCCACCGCAGCGGCGGCGGGGGGCGGGCGGCGGAACUUCUCAACUCCACACUUCCCGCUUUACUUCCACACAUCGCCGCCAACAUUGGAGGAGUGCAGGAUGACUCCAUUCAACCACCACCACCACAACAACAACAACCACUAUCACCAUCACAACUAAAUCUACAAUUACAAUCGCAGGAAUCUCAGAAUUCGCAGGAUCCACAGCAAUUACAACAACUGGGAAUAGUGGGAGGUGUGGAGUUGCAGUUGUGUAAUGUGAUCUCCGAGUCGGCGCGGGAGCGGCGUGAAGUUUACCGGCAACUCUUCGCCGUCCUGCACGGCGCCACGCAGGCGGGAUGCACGUCGGUGUUGUUGGCACUUCCACACAGUGAACUCACGCCGCUGCUGCAACAACUACUCGCCGCUCUGUAUCUCACAGGGGAGGCGGAUUUGCCAAAGCUCGCACUGCAGAUCAUGACAAAGAUGACUCAAGCCGCCGCAGAGAAUACAAACAAUAAUAAUAAUAAUAGUAAUAGUAACAAUAGUAACAAUAAUAAUAAUAAUCAAAACAAUAACAAUAGUAAUAAUAAUAAUAAUACUAACCAUCAUAACAACGCCUUUGGUAGUAAUACUAGUGGAGGUGGGGGUGGAGGAAAUACUUGUGUUGACAGUAGUGGGAAUUGUAUGUGUACAAUGGAUAUGUCUGAGAGUUAUCGGAAUUGGCUCUUGUUCAUGUUAAAUGAUGCUGUACCCACCAUACUUCGUCGAUUUCUCUCACCCGCCUUUGAUGUGAGAGAUGCGAAGAAUUUAUUUCUCAUUGGUGAGUCUGGUAAUCUUCUGAAGGCGUUAAUGCGUGGACUUGGUCCAUACGAUUCCUCCUUAUGUGUGUUGUUGUACACCACUCUGCAAUCAUUUGUUGGGGCGGAGGAGGCGGCGGGUCUUGUGAAGGUCCUGCAGGAUGAAAGUGCGGGAUUCUCAAUGGAGAUGAAGAUGCGAUUUCGGAAUAUGUUGCAGAAGGCUAAAGAACAACAAGGAGGAUGA
Molecule: messenger RNA, 3927 nt
Organism: Trypanosoma theileri
Lineage: Eukaryota; Euglenozoa; Kinetoplastea; Trypanosomatida; Trypanosomatidae
Product: tRNA exportin
Exons: 1
Coding region: 1-3927 (1308 amino acids)
Biological process (GO): tRNA re-export from nucleus
Cellular component (GO): cytoplasm; nuclear pore; nuclear matrix
Molecular function (GO): tRNA binding; small GTPase binding
Source: RefSeq, a predicted model, not a curated record